Messenger RNA from Drosophila willistoni, 1241 nucleotides. RefSeq lists its product as uncharacterized. Gene Ontology annotation, molecular function: nucleic acid binding. The record is from RefSeq and is a predicted model, not a curated record. The transcript is spliced from 3 exons. The coding region runs from base 153 to 1241 and encodes 362 amino acids. Lineage: Eukaryota; Metazoa; Arthropoda; Insecta; Diptera; Drosophilidae.
AAUAUAUGUAUGUGCAUACAUAAAUGUACAUACAUAUAUGAACAUGCUCAGCUGUAUAUUUACGUGAGUAUGUUUAUGUGAAUAUAUUUAUGUAUACAGGGUGCGUACGGUAUUUGAGGACAUACAUGGAGGACUACAACUUAACUUAACAAAUGAAGAGACAUGCAGUUAUUGUCGCAUUAUAUGCAAAUCACACCGAUUUAGAAAUAUCGAAUUUUCUGAAGUGCGCCCGUUCGUUCGUUUAUAAGGUGCGCUGUGAGUUGGAAGCAUCAGGGGGCAACGCAGAGCCUGUUUCAAAACGCAAGAAGCACGAGGAACGUUCUCACACCAUCCGAUCGGCAGAAUUUGUUCAAAAAGUUCAAGCGAUUAUUGAUGAGGACCCUUCAAAGUCAAUAAGGGCCCUGGCAAAGGAUCUUAAUGUUUCUGACGGUCUUAUCCGUCGAGUUGUUCAUGAAGAUCUCCGGUAUAAGUCCUAUGUUAUGCGAAGAGGACAGUUUAUGUCGGAUAAAACACGAGAACAGCGAGUUAUACGUUCAAACCGUCUUCUUAACGAAAUUAAACACCCUGAAGCGGCGGAGAUGUUAUGGUUUUUUUCUGACGAAAAAAAUUUUGACCAAGACCAGAAGAUUAACCGGAGAAAUGACAGGUGGCUAUGUUCCAAUCCUACAGAGGUACCAGUGGUUAUGCACACCAAGUUUCCAGCCACUGUUAUGGUUUUAGGUGUUGUGAGCAACAAGGGACAUGUGAUGCCACCACACUUUUUCUCUCAAGGACUUCGAGUGAAUUCUGCUGCUUAUAUCGAGGUCCUGGAGACAGUUGUGAAACCCUGGAUUGAAAGUGUCUGUGGGGAUAGUCCAUACAUCUUUCAGCAAUACUAUGCUCCAUCACACAAGGCAAUGGCAACACAAGAUUGGAUGGCCGAGAAUUUCCAUGACCACAUCACCCCGAACUUAUGGCCGCCUAGCUCCCCAGACCUUAAUCUUCUGGAUUAUUACGUAUGGGGCGUAGUUGAGCGUGAAACCAAUAAACAUCCUCAUAACACUAUUUCUUCUCUGAAGACUGCAAUUAAUACCGUUAUGGUGAAUAUGAAUAGGGAUCAUUUAAUUCUGGCUGGUUUAUUAAGAGUUUUUUUUGUGUUAUCUAAACUCACUGAUGGUUCUUCUUCAUCCAUCUCUUCUUCAGCCGUUAACUUGGUUUUAUCUUCCAGUGAUAUUGGACUUUCCAAAUCAAUUUCAUCAUAG